AAGAGCCUCCAUUUGUAAGCGUGAGAUGUACAUAAGUUGUAUGUUUGUAACUCGGGGACUGCCUGUAUAAAAAUUCUCUGGGGAUAAUAGAAUUAAAUUUGUGCUUGAAUUUCAUAUCAAAAAGGUCAAAUUGAGAUUAGCUCAAGUCAUUGGAAAAGAUUAGUGAGAAAGCAAAGAACCGAGCUCCCAAAUCUCUGAACUCUCUGGAGUUCAGAAUAGUCUGUUCCCAGAAGGUUGUAGAAUGGACUGGGGCCUAGAACUCUGGGAUGCUCGGGCUCCCCAGACCACCCCUGUGGUUUCCUGGAGGCAGUAACAGCCACCAGAAGUCAGAUGUGACACAGUCUCUUGUCACCUAAUUGCUAAGAUGUGAGUAAGGUAUUCCUGAUUGAGUGUGUCACCCUGGUUGUGGCAAAACCGACUCAUGUGGUCAUAGCCAUAAUUGCAAAAUGGAAUGAUGUGGAUUCCGGGGCUAAGCCCCUCCUCACUGGAAAGUGGCAGACUCAGAUUGCUGAGGUUUCAAGGUUUCACGCACUCUCUGGCCUUCAUUGACUCAGAUCUGCCUACCUGCCAAGCUUCAGUGGUGGAAAGACUAGUUGAAUAUAUUUCAAGGGAACUAGGUGGGUAAGUUGGGGGUCUCCAAGACCACUUCUGGUUAAGCGAUUCAUCAGGACUCAGAACUCAGGAAAGCUUUUUAUUUAAGAUUAGGGUUUAUUAUAACAAAAGGAUGCAGACUACAGUCAGCAAAGAAAAAGGUCAUAUGGGGUGGAGUCCAGGGAGAGACCAGGUACAAAUGUCUAGUCAUCCUCUCUCAGUGGAGUCACACAGACAGCACUUAAUUUUCUCAGCAAAGACAAUGUGUGACAACGUGUAUAAAGUAUCACCAUCCAGGGAAGCUCUCCCAAGCUGUGGUGUCAGGUUUUCCUUGGUGGUCAGUCACGUAGGCACAUCUCAUCCAGCUAUCUAAGUGCCCAGUUCCCCAAGACAUCACAUUGAUACAAUGUCAUUUGAAGCCCCAGGAAUAGGAAACCAGGUGUUCACUGUGAAUCCUGCCCUUGGCAGGAACUAGCUACAUGGCCCAAGGUCCUAUGUGUAUAGAAGGCUCUUAUCAGGCAGGAGGUUCAAAGUUUCAGAGGUUAUUUCCCAAUAGCCAUUCAAAGGCCAGUCCUGAAGACCUUGUGAAUAUGCCCUGUUUGAGGUGUCCCAGGCAUUGAGGAAAGUGUUUGCUGCUUAGUGGCCCCUCCUUCAUGUGGAACUAUCCCUGACUGUGUCCUUGUGGAGUUGAAGGAAGCUCCAUGGCACUGGCUUCAUGGUUAACAAGGGGGACUCCCACAUGGACACCAGUACCACCAUGUCUGAGGCAAUGGUCGAAGAAGUGUCUCUCUUCAGCAUGACAGACGUGAUUCUGUUUUCACUCAUUGUGGGUCUCCUGACCUACUGGUUCCUCUUUAGAAAGAAAAAAGAAGAUGUCCCUGAGUUCACCAAAAUUCAGACAGCGACCUCAUCUGUCAAAGAGAGUAGCUUUGUGGAAAAGAUGAAGAAAACGGGUAAGAACAUCGUCGUCUUCUACGGCUCCCAGACAGGGACUGCUGAGGAAUUUGCCAAUCGCUUGUCCAAGGACGCCCAUCGCUACGGGAUGCGGGGCAUGGCAGCAGACCCCGAGGAGUACGACUUGGCCGACCUGAGCAGCCUCCCAGAAAUAGACAAUGCCCUGGUAGUCUUCUGCAUGGCUACCUAUGGCGAGGGGGACCCUACUGACAAUGCCCAGGACUUCUAUGACUGGCUUCAGGAGACAGAUGUGGAUCUAUCUGGAGUCAAGUAUGCGGUGUUUGGUCUUGGGAACAAGACCUACGAGCACUUCAAUGCAAUGGGCAAGUAUGUGGACAAGCGGCUGGAGCAGCUCGGUGCCCAGCGCAUCUUUGAGCUGGGAUUGGGUGACGAUGAUGGGAACUUGGAAGAGGAUUUUAUCACCUGGCGAGAGCAGUUCUGGCCGGCCGUGUGUGAGCAUUUUGGGGUGGAAGCCACUGGGGAGGAGUCUAGCAUUCGCCAGUACGAGCUUGUGGUCCACACAGAUGUAGACAUGGCCAAGGUGUAUGUGGGCGAGAUGGGCCGGCUGAAGAGCUAUGAGAACCAGAAACCCCCGUUUGAUGCCAAGAAUCCAUUCUUGGCUGCAGUUGCCACCAACCGGAAGCUGAACCAGGGAACUGAGCGACACUUCAUGCACAUGGAAUUAGACAUCUCGGAUUCCAAAAUAAGGUAUGAAUCUGGGGACCAUGUGGCUGUUUACCCAGCCAACGACUCUGCCCUUGUCAACCAGCUGGGUGAGAUCCUAGGUGCCGACCUGGAUGUCAUCAUGUCACUGAACAAUCUCGAUGAGGAGUCCAACAAGAAGCACCCGUUUCCCUGCCCCACCUCCUACCGCACGGCCCUCACCUACUACCUGGAUAUCACCAAUCCUCCCCGCACCAACGUGCUGUACGAACUGGCCCAGUACGCCUCUGCACCCUCUGAGCAGGAGCAGCUACGCAAGAUGGCCUCCUCCUCUGGCGAGGGCAAGGAGCUGUACCUGAGCUGGGUGGUGGAGGCCCGGAGGCACAUCCUGGCCAUCCUGCAGGACUACCCAUCUCUGCGGCCCCCCAUCGACCACCUGUGUGAGCUGCUUCCACGGCUCCAGGCCCGCUACUAUUCCAUCGCCUCCUCCUCCAAGGUCCACCCCAACUCUGUGCACAUUUGUGCUGUGGCCGUGGAGUAUGAAACCAAGUCUGGGCGAAUCAACAAGGGUGUGGCCACCAGCUGGCUGCGGGCCAAGGAGCCUGCCGGAGAAAACGGUCACCGGGCCCUUGUGCCCAUGUUUGUGCGCAAGUCCCAGUUCCGCCUACCCUUCAAGGCCACCACCCCAGUCAUCAUGGUGGGCCCUGGCACAGGGGUGGCACCCUUCAUCGGCUUCAUUCAAGAGCGGGCCUGGCUGCGGCAGCAGGGCAAGGAAGUUGGGGAGACGCUGCUCUACUAUGGCUGCCGCCGCUCGGAAGAGGAUUACCUGUAUCGCGAGGAACUGGCCCAGUUCCACAGAGACAAUGCCCUCACCCACCUCAACGUAGCCUUCUCCCGGGAGCAGUCCCACAAGGUCUACGUCCAGCACCUGCUCAAGAGGGACAGGGAGCACCUGUGGAAGCUCAUCCAUGAGGAGGGAGCCCACAUCUAUGUCUGUGGGGAUGCUCGGAAUAUGGCCAGGGAUGUGCAGAACACCUUUUAUGACAUUGUGGCCGAGUUUGGGGGCAUGGAGCAUGCACAAGCCGUGGACUACAUCAAGAAGCUAAUGACCAAGGGCCGCUACUCCCUGGACGUGUGGAGCUAGGACUGUCUGGCCCUCCUGUCCCUCACUGCCCCACAGACUUGCUGCCCAUGUAAUCACUUCCCCCUCCCUGCUGGGCUCCUGGGGGGGGGAGUUCUGCUUGGCCUUGCCAUGGGAAGCAGGCCCAGUGACAAAGCUUCCAGCCUGGAGUGCACCCUCCUUAGCCCUGAAGGUCGCCCAGCCCUGGGGCACACAGUAGGGGUGACUGGGCCCCAAAUUUUGGGACGCCUCAGGCCCUCAGUGGCUGUGCAGAGGGCUUUCUCAGCUAAGGUGGGCCUGGCCCCUCCAAUGUGAUUUUCAAUGAGUGUAAAUAAUUUUAAAUAACCUCUGGUCCUUGGAAUAAAGUUCUGUUUUCUGUA
Messenger RNA from Otolemur garnettii (small-eared galago), 3708 nucleotides. RefSeq names its product NADPH--cytochrome P450 reductase. Gene Ontology annotation, molecular function: NADPH-hemoprotein reductase activity; flavin adenine dinucleotide binding; FMN binding. The transcript has 16 exons. Gene Ontology annotation, cellular component: cytosol. The coding region runs from base 1307 to 3352 and encodes 681 amino acids. Lineage: Eukaryota; Metazoa; Chordata; Mammalia; Primates; Galagidae. Gene Ontology annotation, biological process: response to hormone. The record is from RefSeq and is a predicted model, not a curated record.